Molecule: messenger RNA, 1139 nt
Organism: Psammomys obesus (fat sand rat)
Lineage: Eukaryota; Metazoa; Chordata; Mammalia; Rodentia; Muridae
Gene: Tceal8
Product: transcription elongation factor A like 8
Exons: 3
Coding region: 186-548 (120 amino acids)
Source: RefSeq, a predicted model, not a curated record
AGUCGACGUGUGCAGAAGUCCUUAUAAUCCAGGCCCAGUUCCUCAGUAGCAGCUCAGUCUUGCUAAAGAGGAGGGGCCCGGCUUCUUUCAGGACUCUUGAUCUUUUGGGCGCGACAUAAAAUCGAGGUUCAAGAAGAGAAAAAAAAUCUCCAGAUACCUACAGGAUUAAUUUAUUCAAAAAAGAAAUGCUCAACAUGCAGAAGUCUUGUGAUGAGAACGAAGGAACACCCCAGAACACACCAAAGGUAGAUGAUGGCCAUCCUUCGGAGGAUCCACCACAGCAGGCAGAAGGAAAUCUUCAGGCUUCUGGAGAAAGUGUGCAGGAGGAAGCUGAAGGAAGCCUUAGAGGAGAGCCUGCUCAACCCAGCCCAGAACCUAAAGAGGACACUCCCACAAGGCAUCUGAACCCUGAAGAAGUGAUAAGAGGAGUAGAUGAGCUGGAAAGGCUUCGGGAAGAGAUAAGAAGAGUAAGAAACAAGUUUGUGAUGAUGCAUUGGAAGCAAAGACAUUCCCGAAGCCGUCCCUACCCUGUGUGCUCCAGGCCUUGAAAUCUUUUUUCUCUCAUAUUGAAAUCUGGCUGCUGCUUUCUUUCUCUUAGCGUUUUCUGAUGUAUGUUUGAACUUCAUUUUACUUUUAAUUACCUGGCAGAAUAUUCUUUUAGGUAGUUUCGUUGUUACCAGCAUCUCAUUGGAUUUUGGAUUUUGACUCAUUUUCCACGUUUAUUUUUCAGUUGGAAAGUUUCACACUUAUGCAUGGAAAUGGUGUUUAUUCAUUAUUAUACAAUUAAGCAGCGAAUUAAGAAGCAGCAUAUUUAGGGUCAGCUCACAUAUAGGAAAAUUCCUAAUUAUGUGUGUACUUGUAUAAUUAUACGUAUAUCAAAAAACUUAACAGUGCUGAUUUUUGUGUGGUGUGUUUUCAUUUUGCCUUUUGCUUAUUUGUAUUUUUUAAUGAAUAUGUGUCUCACCAAGAACUGCAGAUUUUUUAAGAAAUGGGAAUUAAUUAAAAUUAAUUUGUAACCAGCUUGUAGAGGCAAUAAAGACACUAAACUCUUGGUGAGGAACUAUUAAAAAGAAAUGUAAACCUGGAAUUAUCUCUGGAUUUCUUAGCCAGAGGAAUAAAACUGGCAAUCAUUAUAGAUA